Molecule: messenger RNA, 2535 nt
Organism: Purpureocillium takamizusanense
Lineage: Eukaryota; Fungi; Ascomycota; Sordariomycetes; Hypocreales; Ophiocordycipitaceae
Exons: 5
Coding region: 281-2035 (584 amino acids)
Biological process (GO): mRNA 5'-splice site recognition; RNA processing
Cellular component (GO): U1 snRNP; commitment complex; U2-type prespliceosome
Molecular function (GO): protein binding
Source: RefSeq, a predicted model, not a curated record
CCUUCAUCACCUCAGUUCUCUCCGCUCUACCUCACCCCAAGUUCUCCCCCAACAUCCUGUUCCCUGCCAUACUGUCCUCGCUCUGCGCCCGCCGACAAGGGCAUAACGUGCCUGCCAAGUUCGUCUCUUCUCGAAAGCUAACCUCACCUCCAAAACCUCGCAUCGUGCGAUUGUCCACAGCAGGAGCUUUCGGAUUUGUCGGACAGCUUCUUGACACCGAUCACCCCCUCCCCCUUUCCUCCGUUCGUUUUAUUGAGCCGCAACGCGCUCAUUCGCCGCCAUGAAUGACUACGUCCCUGCCGGCGGCGUCGAUGACGAGAUCAACGCGCUUCGAGGACAGCUCACGGUACUGGAAAAUGACCCGGACAGCCUCGAGCUCUGGGACAAGCAGAUCAACUCUGUCGAGAAGCUCGAAGGCGGCUUGAGCCGCAAUUCGAACCCGCAGGCGCUCUCCCUCGCCCGCGAUUCUUUUGAGCGCCUUCUUCAUCGCUCUCCCCUCUUCUUUGGCUACUGGAAAAAGUACGCCGAGGAUGAGUUUGUUAUUUCUGGCACCGAGUCAGCCGAGAUGGUCUACGAACGCGGCAUCGCCGCCAACCCUCAUUCCGUCGACCUCUGGGCCGAGUAUUGCCGAUUCAAGAUGGACACGUGCCAUAACCUCGACGUCGUGCGAGAGCACUUUGAGCGUGCCUCUCACGCCGUCGGCAUCGACUUUAUGUCGCACCCCUUCUGGGACAAGUACAUUGAGUUUGAGACGCGUCAGGAGGCUCAUGAGCGCGUUUUUGCGCUUCUCGUGCGCAUUUGCCGCAUUCCGCUUCAUCAGUACAGCCGCUACUACGAGAAGCUUCGUGGCAUGACGCACAACUUACCUCUUGCCGACAUUGCAACUCCAGCCGAUCUUAGCCGCAUUCAGGCCGAGGUGCAGGCAGAGUCUGCCGCUCAUGGCAUCACUUCGCGACCAGAGCUCGAGGUGGAGCGCGAUGUUCGCACCAAGAUUGAUGGCAUGUACUACGAGGUGUUCACUAAUACUGCCACCGAGGUCAACAACCGCUGGACCUACGAGUCGGAGCUUGGACACCAGUACUUCCAUACCCUUCCCCUCCAGCACACGCAGCUGAACGGCUGGCGCAAGUACCUCGAUUUCGAGGAGGCCGGCGGUGACUACGAACGCAUCAAGUUCCUGUACGAACGCUGCGUCAACACGUGCGCUCUGUACGACGAGUUCUGGUACCGCUUCGCUCGCUGGAUGUCCACCCAGCCCGGCAAGGAGGAAGAGGUCCGCCACAUCUACGUGCAGGCUGCGUUCCUCGUGCCCGUUAGCCGCCCCGGCAUCCGCCUGCAGUGGGCUUAUUUCGAGGAGAGCAACGGCCGUGUUGACGUUGCGCGCGAUAUUCAUGCCGGCAUCCUCCACAAGCUCCCCGAUUGCACCGAGGUGAUUAUUUCUUGGGCGCACCUCGAGCGACGACAGGCCGGCACCGAUGCCGCCAUUCAGGUGCUUCGCGACCACAUCGAUGCGCCGACCGUCAACUUGUUCACCAAGGCCAUGCUCGUGGCUGAGUGGGCCAUGCUUCUGUGGAAAGCUAAGGGCUCCGCUGAGCAGGCCCGCGGCGCCUUCGUUAAGAACGCACAGUGGUAUGGCGACAGCCGUCUCUUUUGGGAGAAAUGGUUUGCAUUUGAGCUCGAGCAGCCGACGGAGACGGAGGGCGAAGAAACAACGGGCCGACGCGUCAAGUAUGUGUAUGACGAAUUCCGGCGCAGGAGCCGCCUAUCGGAGGCGGUCAAGAGAGACCUGGGCAAGAUUUAUCUGGACUUCUUGGUCCAUCGUGGCACCAAGGACGCCAUGAAGGAGUUUUUGGAGGUGGACCGCGCCAUGUUUGGCUCGGCAGCUGUAGCCGCUUUGUCGGCCGAUGACCAGAAUGGCGAGGCGGCCGCAGAGCUAGACGAUGAUAACAAGAAGAAGGCCGAGACACGUCUCUUCUUCUUCUACGACCACGAGGAACAGGAUUCGGCGGCCACGGGCCCUGCCAACUUCGAGUAAAAAGCCGCCGAGUGCGCGGCGUUUGGGGAAAAGGACCUCAUGCCCAGAGACGUGGAGAGUGAGCGUGGGCGACUUUCGCGCAUGUUCUUGUACGAUUUUGGCACCGGGCAUUGGUCCGGCUGCGAAGUUCACGAGCCGAAUUCUCGACGUGAACACUGGCCGAAAGGCCCGAGGGGAGCAAUAACAGAAGACGCAAGGAAGGGUUGCACGAGCUGUACGAAUAUGGAGAGGACAACAGGACGAAGAAGAAGCCGACGCGGAGUCGUCCAGAACGAGACAGCUCCGAGUCGAGCACACGCACGGGUAGCUCCUGGCAGGGCAGAGCAGGGCAGAGCAAGGCUGGUCUGGUCUGGGCUAGUGGAUUUUGUGGCAUUUUUCGGCUUUGGGCGGCUGCUUGGCAAGAUGAUUUUGUCCAGCCAUGCCGUCUUUCGAUACCAAGGUAGCCACGCACGCAGGAGGCAGAGCGAAUUGACUGUAGAGUAGAUACCACUGAACUGCUG